Melospiza georgiana is the source of this 3179-nucleotide messenger RNA. RefSeq names its product dopamine receptor D1 (gene DRD1). Gene Ontology annotation, cellular component: plasma membrane. Gene Ontology annotation, molecular function: G protein-coupled receptor activity; dopamine neurotransmitter receptor activity, coupled via Gs. NCBI's taxonomy places the organism in Eukaryota, Metazoa, Chordata, Aves, Passeriformes, Passerellidae. The record is from RefSeq and is a predicted model, not a curated record. Gene Ontology annotation, biological process: G protein-coupled dopamine receptor signaling pathway; vasodilation; adenylate cyclase-activating adrenergic receptor signaling pathway.
GCAAUGCAGUGCUCCUGUGUUGGUUUUGUAUAUAAGAUUUGCUAUGCAAUUCCAAAACUAAAAGAGGAGGAGAGACGGCCCUGCGUCCCAGAGCAAGCAGAAUCAGAGGUGAAAGGAGAAACUAUGACUUGGAACGACACCACUAUGGACGGGGAAGGGCUGCUGGUGGAAAGGGACUCCUCUUCCUUUCGGAUCCUCACGGGCUGCUUCCUCUCGCUGCUGAUCCUCUCCACGCUGCUGGGGAACACGCUGGUCUGCGCAGCUGUCAUUCGCUUUCGCCACCUCAGGUCCAAGGUCACCAACUUCUUUGUCAUCUCCUUGGCCGUGUCAGAUCUCUUAGUGGCAGUUUUGGUCAUGCCUUGGAAAGCUGUGGCCGAGAUCGCCGGUUUCUGGCCUUUUGGUUCAUUUUGCAACAUCUGGGUGGCCUUUGAUAUUAUGUGCUCAACAGCCUCCAUCUUAAACCUCUGUGUCAUUAGUGUGGACAGAUACUGGGCCAUCUCCAGCCCGUUUAGGUACGAGAGGAAGAUGACCCCCAAGGCAGCCUUCAUCAUGAUCAGCGUGGCGUGGACUUUGUCCGUGCUGAUCUCCUUCAUCCCAGUGCAGCUCAACUGGCACAAGGCUACAACCACGAGCUUUUUGGACUUCAACGCCAGCUUAGAAGGUGUAACCAUGGACAACUGUGAUUCUAGCCUAAACAGGAUGUAUGCCAUCUCCUCUUCUCUGAUUAGCUUCUACAUCCCCGUGGCCAUCAUGAUAGUCACCUACACCAGGAUAUACCGGAUUGCUCAGAAGCAAAUCCGGCGCAUCUCGGCUCUGGAGAGAGCAGCAGUGCAUGCCAAGAACUGCCACAACCCGGGUGGCAACAGGAGCAGCAUGGACUGCCAGCAGCCAGAGAGCAACUUCAAAAUGUCCUUCAAGAGGGAAACCAAGGUGUUAAAGACCCUCUCAGUGAUCAUGGGGGUGUUUGUGUGCUGCUGGUUGCCAUUUUUUGUGUUGAACUGCAUGAUUCCCUUCUGCGAGCCCACCCAGCCCUCCAAGGGGGCAGAGGCUUUCUGCAUUAAUUCCACCACCUUUGAUGUUUUUAUAUGGUUUGGAUGGGCCAAUUCUUCCCUGAACCCCAUCAUCUAUGCCUUCAACGCCGAUUUCCGCAAGGCAUUCUCCACCUUGCUGGGCUGCUACAGGCUCUGCCCCCUGGCUGGCAACGCCAUCGAGACCGUCAGCAUCAACAACAACGGGGCCGUGGUCUUCUCCAGCCAGCACGAGCCCAAAGGGUCCAGCCCCAAAGAGUCCAACCUGGUUUAUCUGAUCCCACACUCCAUUAUCUGCCCGGAAGAAGAACCUCUUAAAAAGGAAGACGAGGAGGGUGAACUGUCAAAGACCUUGGAGAAAAUGUCUCCAGCACUGUCGGGUAUCUUGGAUUACGAAGCUGAUGUUUCUUUGGAAAAGAUCAAUCCCAUUACACAGAAUGGGCAGCAUAAAACCUGAACAGUAAGGUUUACUCAGCCAGACCUAAUGGUGUAUACUGUAAUAAUCUUUUUUGGGAAAAAAAAAAGAUAUAUGAGAUUUUUUUGGUAAGAACUUAAGCUCUAAGGGAGAAAAAUGCACAUUUACACCAAGCCCAGAAUUAAUUUUCCUGGCAUUCAGAGCAAAUUUAACAUUUCAAACAAUAAAAAGAAAAAGAUACUGGAAAUUGGUUAUUAAAAAGGAUGUUAAACUGUACUGUUCACCCUGAGGAAAAUCUACAAAUUUAGAUACAGUGCAGUUACAAAGAAAAUGUUGCUUCUUCUCUGUACAGAGAAACCAAUUUCUAGGUAAAAGUGAGGCAAAAGAUAAAUGUUGAGUAUUUAAAGAUUAAUGUUUACUAGAAGUUAAAAGAUUGCUUUGUCUUGUGAUAGUGGGUGUUAACAGGUCCUAAUUAAUGACUGAGGGAUUGUAAAGGUAGGUAGAUGCCUUCUUAAAAUUAUUUCUGACAAAUAAUUGAGCCUUAUAAUGAGAAUGGUUAUUUUUAAAGCUUUGGGAGGUAAUAUGUUGAUACUGGUUUUAUUUAUUUAUUGUUUUAAAUUGAUAUUUUUCAUAUGUUAUAACAGAUCUAGCUUUAUUUAUGUUAUUUAAGAUGUUUAAAUAAUGGGAUAUUUUUGGAGUGUCAUAACUGCAUUUUGACCAGUCAACCAGUCAGCACUUUAUUACAAGCUCUGAUAGUCUGGAGAGCUGGUGAGGGGAAUGGAGCAGUGUUAAGGAGCUCAGCAAGAAAUGAAGGAAUCAACAGAACUGAUGCUGUGUGGAGUUGGUUUGCUUGUGGGCUUUUUUUAUUUUUAAGUGGGAUUUCUUUCAAAAGAUAGGACCAGAGUUGACUGAGUUGCGAAUUUUCUUCCCUUAUAGAAAUAAAAGAAAUUGCUGCUAUUUAUUUUUAAAAAGUUUCAUGUUACAGAGACUUUGCUAGAAUGUCAAGUUUGUGGAUCUGUAAAUACCUUAAAUAUGACUACAACCUUAAGAAGGAUCCAAUUUGGGAAGGAAAGCUUCUUAGAUAACAAUUCUUAGUAUAUAGUGUUUUGUAUUUAUGUAAGAUAAACAGCUUUCUCAGACUUUUCUUAUUUCAAGUCUUGGAUAUCUUUUCUGAACAAACACACUGGGUUAUAAUGGCAGCUGGGAGGACAUCACAAUUUAGAGACUGCCAUGUCAAUACUCCAAUCUAUAAAGGAAUUGUGGCCUCAUUACCAUUUGGGAUUAAAACAUUUCUAAAUCCGGCUGGAACUGCAGCCUCCAUCUCGAAACCCUCCUGUGAACUCCAAAAAAGUUGCCAAUGUUUAAUUAAAAAAAUCCUGCUACUUUGCCACUGUCCUUCCCUGCUGCUUUCCCUCUGUAAUGCCAAAAGCAAUCAGUGAGCAUUAGCAACAGGAACGUUGGGUGUUAAUAUUCAGCAGCAUUCAAAGGAAUCCAUUUCUUUUCUAAAUGGGAGAAAAUACCCUUUGGAGCAACUUUUUCGUAACAUAUAUCAAAAGAAAUGUGUUGUCAGGAAAAGAGAACUGAGAGGAAAAAAAAUUUUAAAGUCUAACAAACUAUAUACAUCCUGCAUCAGGUCUGUGUAUUUAUGUAUUGUGAAUGUUUUCAUAAUUUUAUUGCCUGUAUGCUGCUUUCAUACAUAUAAUAAAAUUAUUUUGUGAACAGAAGGUCAAAUAAAG